AUGGUACGUCGAGCGUUACAACUAAUCACCGAACUGACGCCGAGGACCAAUGGCGAACGUGCUGCUGCCGACGACCCUAUAAGGUUCCUUCCGCGAGCAGCGCAGGCCGUUCGCCACGAAAUCCACUAUUCCGUUUUGUAUCAAAGACAUUUAUUUGUUCAAAACAGGUUACCGAAGCCCUUAUUUAAUCUAAUUUAUUUCACCGUUCUCUCUUGUGGUUCACCAAAUUCUCGUGCUGUUAUGGCCUUUUUUGGGUUUUUCAUUCUUUAAUUCCCCACACUUCAUAUUGGGGCCAUUUUGCUCAUCUUCUGGACGUCCGCUUUACUUACAUCACCAUUCACGGCCGCCCAUAGUGCAAUGAACACUUAGGCGCCUUUAAUGGUUUGCCAAACACUUUACGCUAUGCGUUAAGUAUCCUUAAGGUUUUAGGAUGAAUAUAGGUGAAUUUGCCUAUCCGGUCGGUGGUUAGCCAAAAAUUAGUGAAUGCGGUUAACUCGCGUACUGCCAAAUUCGAGUCAAGUUCAUAUGCCGUCAAGGGAUCAUAAAAUCACCACCUGUGUGCCAUCCACGGUAAAUAUGCCAUCUGUCUGGAAGAUAACAGGUACCUCAUCUAGUGUAUUAUUUGUAAGGCUUCAUACCGCGCUGCGUGAGCCAAGGUGAGCAUAGUUUGAGUUGCGCAUAAAUGGCGUUCGCAUAUGUAUCCUGAUUACAGCACGGGUUCGAGCCACAGGUCUGCUGUUUCGUAUGUAGCAAACGACCAGCUAAUGAGAGCCAGUGAGCCAGAAAUGGCUAUCCUAUUCUCCAUUGUCUUUGCCAUUCAUAUCUGUCGAACAUAAUAAGGGCUAAGUACUUUACAAGAUGAGGAAUAUGUCCUCUUAGUUUUGAAGACAGUGCACGUCUGUGGAGGGUAUUUCUGAGGAAACAAAGCAAACAAACUGUUGACUACAGUGUACGCAUCAGCAUGCUCAAGCCAGAGCACUCCUUCAUGCAUAUUAAGCACAAACCAAAUGGUGGCUUUCCGCAGACUUUUAAUGAACUCGAUAGAACGCUUAAUAGCCAGGCCGUUGUCAACGGAAGUUCAUGUUUGCCUACGAAGUCAGUCGCUCUUCGUCGUCUAAGCGAAGGCGACCGCGCUGUUUUCUCCGUCACUACCAAGGCCUACUCCCACACCCCGUUGCACCUUCUAAAACACUCACUAUGACAAUUCGACCAUCGAUUUCUACGACACCCACCGUAUACUCCACAGCAGGCUGAGGGCAGACACGGCGAUUUGUACGUGAUUUCUGAGGCGGGAAAGGGCGCAAGUGGGUGAUGCGACCGGAGCCGCCCAUAGGCAUGCCGCCGCACCCACCUCGGGUUCCCACAGAGUGGGAGUGCCCUAAAGGCUACAUUAGGAAGGAGCCAUUACAGCCUGACUCAAAUCACCAGUCAUUAUAGAUAAGCAGCCAUUCUCACUAGGAUGUAUGACUGCACUGAGCAGCUUUAGAUGCAAACCAAAACUCGACAGCAGGAACUGCGAAGACUCAUCAAACGAAGCGGCGGUUUCUGUCGGCUCCUGCGUAUCCGCGAAACUACUAGACAGUGUAGGGGUUAUUGCCCGUUAAUCAUACACAAAAUUUAGCGGGAUAUUGCAAAUCGAAGCGGAUCGCGAGAUCAUUGCUGUUGACGAAAGUCGCCACUAAAUUUUCUCGAGUUCCGAAGAGUGAGAAACGGUGUCUCCACUUUGACACCACGGCGUUGGACACAAUGACAGCGGACUCAUUCAUCCAGCCAAAAGCACAUGUCCGUUACGUGUGCAAGUACUAAAGGAGUGACACCUACAUAGAAAGUGAUAGGCAAAUUGUUACUGCACUCGCCAGACAAUUUUAUCGAACUUUGCGCGCAGGCAAUAAAAUGUGUGGUCUUGGUCUUACCUCAAACCAAUUGUCUGCAUGGAAGGCUCAGUAAACAAGCCAUCGAAGAUCGGGCAGCAGUUUUCCUCAUUUGCUACCGUCUGAGGCCCCUGCAUCAAACUGUUUGUACUCCAUCCUCCCGUAACUCGUUUUUUAGAAUAGUUGGUCGCCCAGCUGACUGAAGUCCUAGUCAUGUGAUGUCUAGAUGCGAAUCGCCAUCCCGUCACCCUCGCCUGUCUAGUACGCAGCAUCGUGGAAAAUGUUCCCUGUGGACUUUUGUGGUAUCUUCCGCCAAUCAGAGGGACUUCCUAUUCCACACACUGAAAACUUUGGACAGGAGGCUCAUGAAGAGAAUGCUAAAGCUGUCUUCCUGGAUUUAAUCUAGUUCUUCGACGCAGUUAAUUACCAGCUUUUCAUAAAAGUUCUGGACUGUUGUCGAAUUGAAUACGCGAUUGAAGGAACUUAACUUUGCAAGCCAUAGGUCCUUCCGCGCAUGCUUUUAGCAUGUCGCUCGUCCAAGUUAUCCGUCUACAAUGGUUUCCGUAAAGGAUCCAUGUGUUGGCCGUCAAUUUUCUUCAUUCGCACUCACGCGUUUAUUACUUCGCACAAGAAUUUGAGCCUCGUCGGACUUGAAGACGUUGCCGGGUCUCGUUUAGUUGACCACGACCUCGUUGCUGUUGCGUCCAGGGCUAAAGUUCUGUUUUUUUCAAUAUAACUGCUCUGCUCGCAACUCCACCUGUGAACGAGAAAAUGACGCUGCUAAACUACAGUACGUUCAACCAGUGCUCAGAGCGAACGACCGCCUUCGCGGACCCAACCGUACCGGACCCGAAUCUUAGUGAGCACUCUUGAAUGCCAGGGGCGUCCCGAUAACCGUAGCCGCCUUCUCGAAAUUUUGGUUGACUGGAGACUAAUGGUGGCUACCAGGCGCCAUGUAAUGAGACUGAAAUAUCUGUUGCUACUGCCAGAAACGCCUGGAGUCGUUUGGCAGAUCUGACGCAGUUGCGAGAAAAGCAACUACACCGGAAAAGCGGAGAAAUUUCUCCGGACUCAGUAUGGUGUCGUCGGUAUUUAAGGCAUGCUCCAUGGAAGUCGCCACUCCAGCCCAAAUACUUUUUGCUACCGUCUCUAGCCGAGCGUGCCGUCAUUAUCCGGAAUUGGCGGAAACAGGACCCGGCCCACUGUGAGGCUCUUGAGCUGAUGUUUUUACCGCGACGCCGCGGAAUGAGCCUGGGAAUACUCAUCCGUCCCUCGAACUGACGACUUUAAUUACGACCACUUACUGUCGCGUAUGCUGUGUUUGGUCAUGAUAUUUUUAUGAUAUCGAGGCGUCUUGCAUAUGACGGUCUGGGUGUGGAUGGGAAAUGGGCUUUCAGGCUUGUGCGAGCGUGAACACGGUUUGACUAGUAUGCCUUGCCUAUUUCAUUAUUACUCGUCGAUCUACCACCAUGGACCCAUCUACAGAACCUGGAUCUGACCAGAGGCCUAAAUAGCAGAUUAUCAGAUUUAUUGCUGUGGUGUUGGAAACACAUAUUGCUGACAAGCGGCCGCUUGUGGUCAGUGUAACUCAACACCCUCUUGCUGUCGUUUUGUUGAUAUGAAAGUCUGCAGCGACCAAUAAGAUGGUUGUUUGAGGAGUUGCCUGGUCCAGCCCAACCAUUCCUGAUUCCGUAAACAGUCAACAAGUCGCAGCGAGAGUGCCUUUCAAUCAGUUCUUGCAGCUACGAACGAGUGAUUCCUCUAUCGUGCUGGUCGGCGGCUGUUCCACGCAAGCAAUGUAUAGUUCGUCUGCUGCCGCGCGAAGGUGAAGAGCCGAUCCCUGGAAUCCUGAUUUCCCUAGAACCGUUAUAUUGCAUUCGAACUUGUCUGCCCAUCUCACCUACCACAAAUCGGUUAGCAUAUCGAGACAGCUUUCCGAAAGGCCUCAGGGGCUUGAAUCACACUUGAAACGAAUUUUUACGACUUACGGCGGUCGAAGUGCUUACGUAGUUAUAGUCAGAAUGGCUGCAAGCACACAGGCAAGAUAGUACGAACAAACUAGAAUGAAAGAGUCGGAAAGAGUGAGUACCCUAGGAUUGGGCAUUAUGCGGCUUACAAGUGGCGAAUCGGAACCUAGACGAGAAACAGAACAUUAGUUCAUAAGAUAGAACUUGGUCGGAUCAGCCUCUCUGCCAGCAUAUAGGGGGGUGGAGGUGUGGAUAAAUCGGCUGCGGAGGUUUCUAUGUGAUAACCUGUAGACCGUAUGAAUGAUCGCGUUGUUUUUGCUGUCAAACCACUCUCCAGGUUAUUCAUAUGGACAUCUUCAUUGCUAUGGGCGCUAACAGGUGUUGCAGGUGUCGCUUUCCUGCUAAGCGCCGUUUGACCAUCCCCGGUGGGUGGGGAUGUGCGACGGGGUGCUGAAUAUGAAGAAGAUCUGGCACAAGCAUCUAAUGAAAAUGUCGGCAGUCCGAUCAGGACGAGCAAAUGUAAAUGAAAACGAGAAUAUUCAUCAAUAUUCGUCAGCAGAUAGCCACUGUGGGUCACUGACAGGAGUGGACCUUUGAAGUCGAUUAACAGUUAUUCGAACAGCUGGGUCGCUCUGAUAGGUUGACGUUGUGCUUGAGUGAAGACACAGAGUUUGACCUCAUGGCAGGUUUUACAUCUAUCGAUAACACUACAAAUCCCUUCCAUAAAAUAUGGGUCUUCCUGGUUCAUGCGAAGUACGAUAGUCGAAAGGCAUCAGGAGCACAGAGUUUUUCAUGUGGUUCUUUCAGAUAGGCGCUUGCUGGCAAGAGCCCGCAAAAAUUAUGAAAAAACACAUCGGUCGCUCGGUUAGCUUUACCGGGCCAGAAAACAAUGUCCGAUUUAAAUUGCGACACUUUCAGCCUUCAACAUUCGAUUCUGCCAUUCUUCGCUUUCCCGUUUGUUGAUUAUCGUAGGGAAAAGUAAUUUAGGCGUAUGGACUCCACUACGGCGUACGCCCCUUUCUCGACAGCAAAGUGACAUCGCUGGUUUGGGGAAUGACGGCCGGUCGGCCAUUCUGGUUCACUGGGGUUUCGACAACUAAUGGGGUAUCAUAUUGAACGGCAGCAAUUGCGGCCUCCUUAAGUUUUUCCUUAAAACCUUCAGAUGUCCCACUUACCUCUAAUGGUGAGGUAAGGUUUUAUUGUGAAUAGGCAGAUGAACUUUAUGCAUAAAAUUGAGCAUGCAUCGUGAAUAGUAUGUGGACAAUUUCAUGGCCCGUUGUUGUGACUUGAGGCCAUGCGUAGGAGCCGUUUCACCCAACGACUUUAGGUGGCCCAGAACCGAUUUAAUGUUGCCCUUAGCCAUCUUGCAACCAAGAAGCUGGAUUUGCUUUAGCAGCGAUGACAUUUGGCUUCAGUGAAGGUCAGUCUGUAUCUUUCGGGCACUGAGGAAUUUUCGAAGGCCUAAAUCAUGCUCCGCGAGGUCGUUUCCACAAAUGGCGAUGCUGGCCACUCGGACGAAAAUGUCCUUCAGGUGCCCCCGCGUAAUUAUGUCGCCAAUAGUUCGCUGGAAACAUGCAACAUCGUUGGUCGCGCUGAACAGAGUUUUACGAAACACCCCUAAGCUCCAGAGGUGGUGUGUGGCCUUUGUCUGGUGAUAGGUGCUCUUGGGAUCAAGAGUGCUACACGUGUUGCAGUUUGUAAUAUGUUCAAUCAUUUCAUUUAUCCCGGGUCAUUGUGCCGAGCAUUGUAUAUUUGUCACUCGUCUGGCUGUAAUCAACAAGGAUCCGCUCUUUGGGGUUUUGAUUGGCCACCAACAGAACUUGGGCUCGCCAAAGGGAUGAGGGAGGGGGGAGUGGGCUUAAUUACUUUCUGACUUACCGAGUACGGUUUUUGCCGGAGGACAAAAAGACAACCUGACGAGUCCAACGCCACCAACACCUCCCUAUUCGAAAGCGUAUUCCAGAAUUUCGGCCAACAUUUCAUGAGAUCGGUCACGCACUGUAAGUCAGCGUGACGCCUCCCUCGAUCACUGAGCGAGGAUUAUUUGACGUACUUACCUCACCCUGCUAAGGUCAUAGAAGAGUGCCAACGAGCUCAAUCAAUUCCAGUGCGCGGACUAGUGUGUGCGGUUUGUUGACUGUCCACGCCUCCUGUGAACGGCGUUUUCGAGCCAGUGUACAUCUUUAUUAACGUCCCUUACUAUACUACAAAACCGCAUGAAUGGUGGGCUGUAUUAUCAGCCCUCCAGCGUAAGAUUCGCGCUCUUAGGUCUUAAUUUUUUUUGCUUCUUUCAGCGGCCGUCUCGGUCCAAUCGUGAGCAGGGAAUGGAAUUAAUUGACACCUACUACGAUCCUGCUGAGUACGUGGUAACUGCCAGUGGCAACAAGGUCAGCCGCAAGUCUAUCCUCUGCGGCAGCCAAAACAUUGUCCUCAAUGGAAAAACCAUAAUCAUGUCCGAUUGUAUCAUCCGCGGCGACCUAGCGAACAUCCGCAUCGGCCGUCGAUGCGUCAUCAGCGAGUCUGCUGUAGUCCGGCCAGCCUUCAAAAAAUUCAGCAAGGGUGUGGCCUUCUUCCCCUUGCAUAUUGGCGAUCACGUCUUCAUUGGGGAGGACUCGAUAAUCAACGCAGCUCAGAUCGGCUCCUACGUGCAUAUUGGCAAGAACUGUGUAGUCAGUCGACGCUGUGUCCUCAAAGACGCCUGCGCCCUGCUCGACAACACUGUCCUCGCGGCGGAAACGGUUGUACCGCCGUUCACCGUCUUCGGUGGCAGUCCGGGCCGGGUGGUUGCCGAGCUGCCUGAAUGCACGCCGGAUCUGAUGUGUGAUCUCACGCGCAGUUUUUACACUCACUUCCUGCCUUCGAGUGAACCACCAAGGGGCAGGAAGUGA
Molecule: messenger RNA, 6726 nt
Organism: Spirometra erinaceieuropaei
Lineage: Eukaryota; Metazoa; Platyhelminthes; Cestoda; Diphyllobothriidea; Diphyllobothriidae
Source: the annotation of a GenBank genome assembly